AUGCUGGGUCUUAAUCAAGCCAUCGCCGUGGCCUUCGGCGCCGGGCUGGCGUUGCUCGGCCCGGGUGCCGUUGAGAAAAUAUACCCAACUUUUCAAGGCGUCCUGUUUCCUCCAAAUGCGCCCGAGCCUUGGGCAUGCCCCGCACACAACUACACGACGGAAUUAAUAUCUUUUGAUCCCCUUCUCAUCUACAUCCACAACUUCGUCAGUCCGGAAGAAGCCAGGCUAGUGAUGGGUGCAGGAAGGGAUCUUCUUGUCCCGUCGCCCGUCACAGGGGAUGGUUCAGAUGUCAAGUCGCGCAGCCGUACCUCGUGGAGUGCGCCGCUCCCUGAUGAUGAUCCGGCGGUGCAGUGCGUCUUAAGUCGAGCAAGUAACUUCAUGGGGACGCUGAUGGCGCCGGGGCGCGAUGAGAUGGGCACCGCGCAAAUGGUGUAUUACACCGACAGCCAGAAAUUUGACCUGCAUCACGAUUGGUUCCAGCGGCCGCGGCUCAAGGAUGACGAUGGCGGCCGGAAGAGAAUGUACAACCGGGUUGCGACGUUCUUCGUUGUCCUCGAGGCAAACUGCACCAAGGGCGAGACAUAUUUUCCGAACGCUCGGCCCAUUGCACCGCAAGAUAGGGGUAAGCCGAGCCCCUACUGGAGAGAGCACGAGGAUGGUGGGUUGGCGUUCCAACCGAUUGCGGGAAAUGCUCUCUUCUGGCCAAACUUGUUGGCGGAUGGAAGCGGGAACCCCAAGACUUUGCACGCUGGGCUUCCUGUUGGACAAGGCACGAAGACGGCCAUGAAUAUCUGGCCGAGGAACUUCUUCGGCCCUGAGGCUUGA
This is a messenger RNA of Parascedosporium putredinis, 825 nucleotides long. The record is from the annotation of a GenBank genome assembly. Lineage: Eukaryota; Fungi; Ascomycota; Sordariomycetes; Microascales; Microascaceae.